AUGUCUAAGGAAGUUACUAUGUGCACGCAACUCCAACAAUGGAGCCCCGUGAAGGAGACGGCGGGGGCUCCGCAGGCGCCGCCCUCCGUUGGCUACUGCUUCCACACUCCUAAGAAGCACCCGUGGAGGCCUAUCAUGGGAUACGAGGAGAUUGAAGUUACUCCUAUGCCGUCGCAACCGAUAACGAACACGAUGGUGGAUCCGUGCUACACCCCCGCCGGCAUGGCAGCGGAGCCGUUACGCUUCCCUAACCUGGUGACAGGGUUCGACCGGAGCCCCGAACACGCCGCACGCGCCGCUCUGUACACCCGCUACACACAGUACGAGUGGAAUCAGAACAGCAUCAAGAAUUAUAAUGAAUCUGACGCUAAGAGGAAUUUCUCUGAGAGAAUCAGGAAUGAUAUCAUGAGGAGUAUCAGGGAGACAGAUGAGAUCGGAGCCCAGGGUCAGAGGGAUGCCGGAAGAAGACUCGGCGAGCGCAUCACUGAUACUACCUUCUGGCGCAAUGAGGUGGGGAUAGAAAUGGAGCGGCUGGUAUCGACGUGUGAGAAGCUAAACGACACGAGAAGACAACUGGAGCGAGCCAUCGCCGGCAUCGAGGGUCCAUUGCAUAUUGUGCAGGAGUGCCUCUACCACAGAGAGAAGCGACAGGGUUUGGAGCAAGUCCACGACGCGGUGGAGCAGUCGCUGCUGAGGGAGGUGGCCAUCCUGCGCGAUUGCCAGGACAAGUUCAGGAAUAUGCUCGAAAAGGUGCGGCAACAGUCGAAGAACUGUCGCGCGACGCAGCACGAGCUCGAGACAGACAUGCGCAACAAAGAGUACGCGCUCGGCAUCGACUCCAUGUGCCACCAGCUCAACAACUUCUCCAAGGGCCUGCAAUUCUACGCGGGCAUCGAGCGCUACGACCCCACGGUGUGCGACACGCAGCGCUGGGCCGCCGCCUCGGCCGCCACGCUGCAGCGCUCGCAGUCGGAGCGCGCCAAGGCCAUACAGAUGCUCUCUGACACGGAGAACCUGAUCAACACCUCGGCGACGGAGAUCUGGGACCAAUGGAGCAACACCAACAGCUCACUCACGCGCCGCAUCGCCGAGACCAUCGAGAUUAAGAACAAGUUGCAACUGCACCUACACAAGGUCCAACAAGAGAUCUUCGACAUCGAGAAGACGCUGGAGCUGCUGAACAAGGCCAUCGAGGACAAGCUGCAGCCCAUGAAGGUGGCGCACACGCGGCUGCAGGCGCGCACCAACCGCCCGCACCUCGAGAAGUGCCGCGACGAGGCGCAGAACAGGCUGGUGAAGGAGGUGUGCGACCUGCAGGCGACGAUGGAGCUGCUGCGGUCCAAGAUCGCGGCGGCGGAGGGCACGCACCAGACGCUGCUGGGCGUGCGCGCCGGGCUGGAGGCCGACCUGCGCAACAAGACCACCACGCUGUUCAUCGACCGCGACCAGUGCAUGGGGCUGCGGCGCGGGUACCCCGUCACCGCCGCCAUCAAGGGGUAG
Messenger RNA from Pectinophora gossypiella (pink bollworm), 1500 nucleotides. RefSeq names its product tektin-3-like. The coding region runs from base 1 to 1500 and encodes 499 amino acids. The transcript is spliced from 11 exons. Lineage: Eukaryota; Metazoa; Arthropoda; Insecta; Lepidoptera; Gelechiidae. Gene Ontology annotation, cellular component: microtubule cytoskeleton; nucleus. Gene Ontology annotation, biological process: cilium movement involved in cell motility; cilium assembly. The record is from RefSeq and is a predicted model, not a curated record.